AGUUCGAUUGGAACAAUUGGUGUGCGCGGAGAAAAGUAACAAGUGUACAGUUUUUUCUCACUACAACCAUAUAUAUAAAUUAUUUAGCUAUAUAGGAGAGGAUUUUUUUCCACAACUAUACAGCAUUUUGUGCACGAAUAUCCCUGUUAAAUAUGCAAAAGAAUAUUUGAUUAUUGCUUGAGAACAAUUGCAAAAAAACUAAACGAAAUGUAAGAGAUGUGGUGAAGUUUGUUAAUUUGCAAACGCCAAGUGUGAACAACGGUGCAAGAGGGCGAGAGUUGUGAAAAGAAAAGAAUUUGCUAUAUACACAAAGUGAUUUUCCAUUUUGGAUAUAAAAAGAAAAAAAUCCAUUUUAAUAAAUAAUUUAAAACAUGAUUUAUCUAAUGAUAAAAUUAAGUGUUCAUCUCAUUGUGAUUUCCAUCAUACUUCCGUCAGUGUUUGGUAUUAUCGAUAGGCUUGUGGUGCAGACGAGCACAGGGCCAAUUAGGGGACGCUCUGUGCACGUACAGAAUCGCGAGGUGCACGUUUUCCAUGGGAUCCCCUAUGCAAAGCCACCAGUAGAUAAUUUGAGAUUUCGCAAACCCGUACCCGUGGAGCCAUGGCAUGGGGUCCUGGAUGCAACGCGAUUGCCCUACUCCUGCAUCCAAGAAAGGUAUGAGUACUUUCCUGGAUUUCCGGGUGAAGAAAUGUGGAAUCCCAAUACAAACAUCUCCGAGGAUUGCUUGUACUUGAAUGUGUGGGUCCCUGUGAAGGGUCGGGUCCGCCAUUCGCACUUCCAGAGUCACGAGACGACAUCAACGGAACGCAAUGAGCAUCAUCAUCACAAUAGUCAUCACAACAAAUCCGCAGGAUUGCCGAUGCUCGUGUGGAUCUAUGGUGGUGGCUACAUGAGUGGCACAUCCACGCUGGACAUCUACAAUGCCGAAAUCCUUGCGGCAAUGGGGAAUGUCAUUGUGGCCUCUAUGCAGUAUCGUGUUGGUGCUUUUGGGUUCCUCUACUUGUCUCCGGAUGAGUUUCCCUAUCCCGAUGCCGCACCUGGGAAUCAGGGCAUGUGGGAUCAAGCUCUUGCCAUACGAUGGCUCAAGGACAAUGCCAGAGCUUUUGGUGGGGAUCCUGAUCUCAUUACGCUCUUUGGGGAAUCAGCUGGUGGUGGAGCUGUGAGCCUACAUCUGCUCUCUCCCGUAACACAGGGCUUGGUGCGUCGUGGAAUCCUUCAGUCAGGCACCCUCAAUGCCCCCUGGAGUCACAUGACGGGGGAACGGGCGACAAAAAUUGGAAAAGCUCUCAUUGAUGACUGCAACUGCAAUUCAUCGCUACUGCAGGAUUCACCCGUGCUCGUGAUGGAGUGCAUGCAGAAUGUCGACGCUAAAACAAUCUCGGUACAGCAAUGGAACUCAUACUCUGGCAUUUUGGGAUUUCCGUCUGCGCCCACAAUUGAUGGUGAAUUCAUGCCUUACGAUCCCGACAUUAUGCUCCAGCGGGCUGAUUUGACGGGAAUUGAUAUUCUUGUUGGGAGCAACAAAGAUGAGGGCACUUACUUUCUGCUGUAUGACUUUAUUGAUUACUUCUCGAAGGAUGUGGCAACGUCACUGCCGCGGGAAAAGUUUCUAGAAAUCAUGAACACCAUCUUCAGCAAGGCAUCAGAGGCUGAGAGAGAGGCAAUUAUUUUUCAGUAUACGAGCUGGGACAGCGGCAAUGAUAAUCACAAUCAGCAGCAAGUUAGCAAGGCUGUUGGGGAUCAUUUCUUUAUCUGUCCCACAAAUGAAUACGCCGAAGGUUUUGCUCAACAGGGGGCCUCUGUAUAUUACUACUACUUCACCCACCGCACCAGCACAUCACUGUGGGGUGAAUGGAUGGGGGUUCUGCAUGGCGAUGAAAUAGAAUACAUCUUUGGGCAGCCACUGAACAUAUCACUGCAAUACCGUGAACGUGAGCGGGCACUCAGUACACAAAUGUUGCGAGCUUUCACAGAAUUUGCAAGGACGGGUGUUCCCGAAUUGGAGGGAGAAACAUGGCCACUAUACAGCAGAAAUGAUCCCCGAUACUACAUCUUCAAUGCAGAAGGAACUGAGCAGUCAACUGAGAAAUUUGGACGCGGCCCAAUGGCACCGUCUUGUGCUUUCUGGAAUAAAUUCCUUCCUAAAGUUCGCAAUUGGGCCAGUCCACAUUUAUGUGAGUCACGGGAUAUAAACGAUAACUCCAUUUCAUCCGCCGGAAGGCCUAUCAUCUACCUUCUCUACAUUAUUGUAGGAUUAAUUGUCUCAACAAGUGAGUAUUUGAACAAAUUGUAAAGAAAAACGUGAAAGAAAAAAAAAGAUUUUACUUAACAACCAAAAAUAAAAA
This is a messenger RNA of Lutzomyia longipalpis, 2343 nucleotides long. RefSeq names its product acetylcholinesterase. Gene Ontology annotation, molecular function: acetylcholinesterase activity. Lineage: Eukaryota; Metazoa; Arthropoda; Insecta; Diptera; Psychodidae. The transcript is spliced from 9 exons. Gene Ontology annotation, biological process: choline metabolic process; acetylcholine catabolic process in synaptic cleft. The record is from RefSeq and is a predicted model, not a curated record. Gene Ontology annotation, cellular component: plasma membrane. Bases 372 to 2291 code for a protein of 639 amino acids.